UGGCGCUGGCGGCCUCACCCCGGCCCCUCCUGGCGCAGGUGGCCGUGACCGUGCCUGGGAGGAUGAAGUGCUGCCUGCAGCGCAUGUUAGCCCUCUGCCUCCCGCUGGGUCCUCUCUCGGGUGAGGGGCUGCUGGGCCUGGCUGGGCCCCGGCACCCACUCCUGCCCCCUGACUCCUGCAGCUGGGGGUGGAGUCCUGCACGACCGAUCCCUCGACAGCCACACCCUUUGUCCAAACUCGCCCAGGGCUCCUUCCGGGCCCACCCCAUACCGGGCAGCAGGGGCCAGUCCUGGCUGUGCCUUGCAGACCCCCACGCAGAGCCGCCAGCCAUGCCCUACUGGCCCUUCUCCGCCUCGGACUUCUGGGGCUACAUGCAGCACUUUCAGGCCCUGGGUGCCCACCCGCAGCUGGAGGACCUGGCCCACACCUUCUUCGCCCAUGUCCCCCUGGGGGCCACCCUGGGCUUCCAGGUGCCCUUGCAGGAGGAGCGAGGCCCACCUGGGGUUUGCCAGCCGCAGCUAGGCGAGGCCCACCAUUGGUGGGGGGCCGUUGGCCACUCCUCCCUCAAUAAACCCCACCUAAGACGCACGGCGUGUGGCACGUGGGACCCCGACCCCCCCAUGGGGCAAGUCGGAGGCUCCCGAGACCACCUCCUCCUCCAGGAGGCCCAUCCCACUUGGCGUCCGCAGUGUGUGGGGACCUGGUCUCCCCGUACCGGCCUCUCUGCUAACCCUCACGACCACCCCAGGAGGCACAUGGGGCCCCAGGAUGUAGGUGGGGAAACUGAGGCAGAGGCCUACCCAGGCCCUGCCUUGGUCCCUGAGCAGCCAGACCCUCUGUGGUCACUGAGCUGGAGCCCAGCCAGGGCCACCUGCCCACCCAACACCAGGGGGCCGCUGGCGCAGGGAGGGCCGGGCCCGAGUGCACUGGGUGGGCUGGGGAAGGUUCCAGAGGAGAGAGCCAGUGCUGCAGGCUGGGGACCCCCGGGGGAGAGCCAGGACUGGCGGGCAGCAGGGACGCUGCGUGGGAGGGUCACCCGUCUGGCAGGAGAGGCUGAACCGGCAGGUGCCCUGUGA
Talpa occidentalis (Iberian mole) is the source of this 1076-nucleotide messenger RNA. It is a transcript of the gene OTOS, whose product is annotated as otospiralin. Bases 63 to 1076 code for a protein of 337 amino acids. Gene Ontology annotation, biological process: sensory perception of sound. The record is from RefSeq and is a predicted model, not a curated record. The transcript is spliced from 2 exons. NCBI's taxonomy places the organism in Eukaryota, Metazoa, Chordata, Mammalia, Eulipotyphla, Talpidae.